UACCGUAUCUCAAUCAUCCCAACCUGCGUCUUUUAUAUAUUCGAUCCACAGGCUCGAGUGUCGGUGAGUGCAAAUACAGGCAAAAUGAGCGGCCACCUUCGGGGCGGAACCAGUCUUGACUAUGCUGUUGUGCACUUCUUGGCCGAAAACUCAAUAGAAAUUGUACCAAGAACGUGGGUGUCCAAGGACAGAAAGUCUGUACUGUGGCCGGCAUAUGGACGUAUGCGAAUGAAAAGGGCAAUCGAAAAACACGAAAGACCUGAAAACACAUGGAAGACCUUCAGCUGCAGGGUGGUCUUUACUGGAGAUUAUCAAAGCGCACUCAAACAAGCCGAAGAAGCAGAGUACAUGACCGACCUCCAUGGUGAUGAUGAGUCGGACGCUUCGUGCUCACUAGCUCAACCUAUGUCGUCACAAGCCUGUGGAACACCAAACAUUGCUGCGAGCCAGAGUGGAAAUGGAAGUAUGCGCUCUGAAAUCUCUGUACCUAUCAGCAUACCUGCCUCGGAGAGCACUGAUGACAGUGAGGCAUACUGCACAAGCAGUGCAUACACUUCAGGGAAGAAAAGGCACGCCAGUGAAGAUGAACAUGGUUCCUCACCACGCAAGCUGGAUCCCAACAAGGUCAACCGCCGGAUGUUCCGACGGCUACUUGAAAAGAUGGAAGCUCUAUCCGAUGACACCAAGAAGCUCGGCAGGGAAACUCGACAAAUACGCAGCAUGUUGCAACAGCACAUGCAACCAGAUGAUGUAUCAAAUGUGGAGUCUUUUGAUGUUUUACCAGUUAAAGAUGAGCUUGGCCUUCACGCAAUUGAGAGAAGCCUCACAGAUGAAACUAACUUCAGAGGAUUUGUUUGUCAGCUCUGGACAUCAGGGGGCUCCAGCAGCGCCGAAUGCACCAGGAACAUAUUGAAAAGACUCAUGAGCCUUGAAUUUGCAGCAGGGCUUUGCUACUCCGGACAUAAUGCCAAUAAGAGAGUGUUCAAGGAGCUCCUAAUGUCACGUCUUCUAACUGCCUGCGUUCGAAGGGCAUUUCCCAGUACUACAGACAAAGAGAUUGCAGCUGCUGCAAGGAAUUAUUUUCGGUGUGCCCCAGGGGUGGUGCGAAGAAGGCGCAGCCACACUGAUUUCGACAAUGCAGAAGAUUGAUACAGCUGGGCAGUAGCGAACAUGUUUACGUCACUCUUCGCAUGCGCCACAAAAAGGAGCUUCCAGGGCAAGACAGCGCCUGUAACCAUCCCAUGUAAAACUGCUAUAUCUGUGAUAUUUGACAUUAAUAAUAAUUGAUUUUAUACA
Molecule: messenger RNA, 1296 nt
Organism: Ornithodoros turicata
Lineage: Eukaryota; Metazoa; Arthropoda; Arachnida; Ixodida; Argasidae
Exons: 11
Coding region: 85-1149 (354 amino acids)
Source: RefSeq, a predicted model, not a curated record